Molecule: messenger RNA, 1056 nt
Organism: Annulohypoxylon maeteangense
Lineage: Eukaryota; Fungi; Ascomycota; Sordariomycetes; Xylariales; Hypoxylaceae
Exons: 1
Coding region: 360-1025 (221 amino acids)
Source: RefSeq, a predicted model, not a curated record
AGGAAACUUGCCCCCUGGAUGUUCAUACCUAGUAGUGCCUAUCUUGCACAUUUCAACCUUCGCUGACGUAAUUUGGGCGACGAGCAAAUUUAGUAAAAGGGAAUAGUGCAAUAUGUGGCUAGCCUAAGUGCGGCACUGUAGCAUAGGUACCUAAUGUACCUAGGCAACAAUUCGCUACGUCAACCGAUAGUUCAUUAGAAAGUGCUACAUCCGACGUACGAUAGGCUUCUAAUGUCGGAUACAAGAGCGCCUAAUGGACAUGUCGUAAUAUAAAAGCUGCCAUUUCAUCAGAACCUAAUAGCUUGGUCAAUCACCAAAUAGCUGCGAAGUCACCACUGCUUAUCAGUCAAUAAGUCAUUAUGGCGGUUACGGAGUUAGCAUGGCUCACAGCAGCCUCAGGAUCCCUUACACCCGAAGGCAAGGAAGCCGUGAAUCAGGCACUGAAUAUUCAAGAUGGAUGGUUCGCCCAAAAUGCGCCGGCGCUACCCAAGGAAAGAGAAAAUCGCGGUGUAGGCCUUUUCCAACAGGUCGAGGAUCCGUCUAUUUAUCUUCUCACAGCCCACUGGGAAUCUGUCGAUCAACACAAAGUCUGGCUGGAGAGCGACGAAAAUAAGACAGUCUUCCCUGGACUCAAGGACCAUUUCCAGCUUGAGAAGACAUCCUUCUUCCACUAUGACGUCGAAAUAUUUACGCCAAAGGCGAACAGCGACAUCCCUUUGCUAAAAAGUCCUCUCUUUAGCCUGACUAGGGUUGCUAUCGCGGCUGGGGAUCGAGGAACAUUUGACCAAGGAUGGAAUGAAGUCAAGGGUAUAGCGGAGAAGUUUGUGAAACCAUACACAGUACAGCAUGGUUGGCGCAUUGAGAAGGAGGACGAAGCACUUGAGGAAUUCGUUUUAACUUGCGGUUGGCCUAGCGUUGAGAGGCAUGGUGAAUUCCCAACAGCUGAGGGUUUCGAGAAGCUCUCGGACACUAUAACGCCUUAUAUCAAGACCCGCAAUGUCGUGCACUACAAGAGGAUCCUGUAGCUAGUUAAAUGAUUAUGAAAGUCUCUUGGGA